AUAUACGCGAUACGGCGAGAUCGGAGGUGGAAGAGGAAGAGAGAGGAUCGGGAAAGGUGUUGGGACGAGAGUAGGAAGGAUAAGUUGGGCAGAAGAGGGGAAAGCGAGUCGUGGGUUGCCUAUCAGCAGUUGGUUGCACGGAGUGGUGGAAGGUUGGGCGGUUACAGGUUGGCAAGUUCUCGUUGCAGCCGGCAGAUGUCGAGUGGUCGCGCCCCUAGACAGGGUCUUCACCCCUGAAAAGGUCAGCUCAGGGGCGUAGCGGUCGUGGAAUCGACGCCCAGAAACGCCCAUCGUCGACCCUCCCGCCGCUUCCUCGCCGCAGACGCUUCGCGGCAACCAACUGGACAACCAGCCCGGCCUGGAUCCACAGCGUCGCACAACGGUUCCGUUGAAACCCGCGUCUACCAGCGCCGUAACAGCCGAACACCAACUCUCUCUCCACGUUUCGUCGUCGAUCGUCCCUUUCGUCGAGCAUCGCGUCCCUCUUCGUCCUGAUUCUUCGUGUCCUCGCCACGUUCACGAGCCCCUGGCCUCGGGGCUCCCGCCUCGGUUUCCUCUCCUCGUUCGAACGGUGCGGCGUUUGGUGCGCGUUUGCUCGUCCCGUUCGUUAACCACGACUCGAUCCUCGACUCUUUCCACGUUCGACCUGGGUUCAAGGGGCCAAGGAGGGGCGCGAAAGUGAGAGUGCGAUGGGUUAUGGACGUAUCGAGAGGAGUUCAAGGCGGCACGACGGGUUAGUGAUGCCUAGGGAUCUCGGUGAGGACGAUACCACGCCUCGUUCUCGGUUCGACUGUCGGUCGAAGUAAUGAACUGGCGGCACCGGUGGACCGGUUCUUAGUGCGUGUCCCGCUCGAACAGGUAGUUUCGCGAUCGAGAUGGGAGAUAAAUACGAAACUCAUCGUGGCAACCCGUCAUGAACUGGGCUGAACAGUGUCCGUCGGCAAGAUACCGGGGGAGGAAGAGUUUACGCCUAGUGAUUGUAACAGAGGCGUAGAGUAACUGAAACGUGUGUGAAAUAUUUCCAAGUUUUCGGCGAAUGAAAAGAAAAGUGCGUCUCUCUAACGGUAGAAUUCUAAAAUACUAUGCGAUACUAUGCGAUUGAAAAGGUAUCCAAGAGUUAAUGAUCCACGGACGGCUGAUGAACGGACAGGUGUCCCGUGCGAAAAUGACGAUCCCUCCUGGAAACGUGCAACGGACGGAAUCCGUUAGGUAGGUAGUAACUUUAAACUUGUCCCAAACUUGUCAAACUUGACAAGUAGAACAAAGGGAAUAAAACGAAGGGAGUAAGACGAGAAAGAAAAAUCCUUGACCGUCGUGAUGGGAGGAUCAAAGUCGAGCGAGGCUUAACUACUAUUGUUCCUUCUUCUUCUUCUUCUUCUUCUUCUUCUUCUUCUUCUACUACUACUUCUUCUUUUUCUUCUUUCUUUCGAUCGACUCGACGAAGGAGGAAUUCGGUUCCAAGAGAGGAGGAAGAAAACGCAAAAAAUAAGAGAAAGAAAAAAAAAAAGAUAAACACGUAGAAACAUGUCGAAUACGCCACCGGAAGCAUCCACCUGUUUAGAUUCGAACGAUCUCCACCACGAGAUCAGGCAGAAUCACCUGGCGACUCGAUUGGAGCUCGACGAGUCCGAGAAACGCGAUCAGAUACGAGGAAGUGACGGCAACAACCCUGACAGCGAUUGCGAAAGCGACACCAGCGAAGUGUUGAGCGUCGGUAGCGAACCGACGCCCACGAGCGUCGUUGGAAUCCGUGGUUGCGGCUCGGUCAGGUAUGACCAGGAAUCGGCGAGCAGCCGUGGUGGUGACUUUCGCGACGAGGAGAACACGAGGACGUCGGCGACACCAUCGCCUUCCAGCUCAACGAGCUGCAACGACGCGUUCUAUCAGAGGACGACUAAUCACGUCUCGGCACCAAGUCCACCGGCUUACAGUCAACCACCUUCGUCGCCCACGGCGUCCUCGGUCAGGUCACCGGCUUCCUCCUCGGCCACCGCCUCCUCCCCGGGUCGGCCCGAGGCUAUUCAAGACGUCAUAGUGCCCAGGUAUCAGUCGAAUCAUCCGCCGCAUUUGUUACCGCGUUAUUCGUCCAGGGAGACCGAGAUCCCCGAUUAUCCGGCUCGGGUCCAGCACAGCCUGAGUCACGAGAUCGUUUACCCGUCCGUGGAGAGGUUGCACAGGACCCCGAUCAGCGUUCCACUGGUCACCAGAUUGUCGUUGUCACCACCGUCGGCCAUGACGGUUACCGGCCUCCAGGCUACCACCCCUGUCCUCCAUCCGACCGCGUGCAGGGAUCCACGGGAAACGGCCUCGUUGAUGCCGCAUCCGGCCCAGCAUUUGCAUCACGCCAACAGCCACGUCCACCACCUUCACCAGACGUCCCAGGUGCAACACGUGCCCGCCAAUUCGGUGCACCAGCACCGACUCUCGGUCAGCAAAAUCCUUCAGAGGGAGCCUGGCAGCCCUGCCUCGCCCGGCCCGAGGGAGGAGAACGGGAGAACAGGGAUCCACGGUGGCGCGAACGGUGUUCAGAAUAACAAUGGGAUCAAUAACAGUAACCAUCAUAAUAAUCACAACAACAACAACAACAAUAACAACAACAACAACAACAACAAUCUGCAGCACCAGGCCGGCUUGAAGUUCAGUAUAGACAACAUAUUGAAAGCGGACUUCGGCAGAAGGAUCACGGAUCCCAUUUCGUUGAAGAAGUCCCGGCCGAAGAAGGUGAGCUCGAGGCCCAUCGACCUGACCAAGGACUUUCUAGAGUCGGCCACCGAGACGACGGAGAAAAAUAGCUCGGAAACUAGCUCGACGACCAACGCCACGUCCGGUGGCGUCACGACCGCCAAUCCUGCCUCCAACACGCCCGGCCCACCUGUAACCGAUCCUGGAAAGCAGUUGCCUUGGCCUGCCUGGGUCUACUGCACCAGAUACUCGGAUCGACCUUCCUCCGGACGAAGAUCGUACCGUGUUGCAGGUCCGCGCACGAGAAGGGUGAAGAGGUCGGACGGCCGUGGCAAUGGCGGCACCCCGGAGGAGAAACGGCCGAGGACGGCGUUCAGCGGCGAACAACUGGCCAGGCUGAAGAGGGAGUUCGCGGAGAAUCGAUACCUGACCGAGCGGAGGAGGCAGCAGCUCUCGAGGGAUCUGGGCCUGAACGAGGCGCAAAUCAAGAUCUGGUUUCAGAACAAGAGGGCGAAGAUCAAGAAGGCGAGCGGGCAGAAGAAUCCGCUCGCCCUUCAGCUGAUGGCCCAGGGGCUUUACAAUCAUUCGACGGUUCCGUUGACCAAGGAGGAGGAGGAACAAGCGGCCGAACUUCAAGCGAAAUGACGACAAUAAGAUCGAUCGAAUGAUUCGGUUUAAGAAGAUACAGAGAGGAGAAACUUUGUUCGUUUCGUGAUCUCGUGAGAGGGGAUGGGACUUGAUGAUUUCUCGCGGUUGAACCGGUAGUAGGGGAUGAAAAUGGGUUUGUUAUAAGGGAAUGAACGUUGGUAGUUAGAUAAUUUAAUAGGUUCCUCCUGUUAAACUUUUUUUUUUUUUUUGCGAAGGAUCAUCAUUGAUUGUCCAAAGAGAUCGAUACGUUUUUUCGUUUCAUCGAUCGAUUGAGCGAUAAAUUCUUUCUUUCGGGUGAUUGAUUUCAUCUCAGAAAUCGUUAAAUGAAAAUUUCUCUUUUAUCGAUGAAUAAAUAUAAUUCGUACAUUUAUGAGUAAAAUAUAUAUAUCGAAUCGUCCGACGUUUAAAUUAAUUUUCGGAACGAUACACGCAAAAUAACUCUGUUUGGAAGAAACACGAGUGAAUUUAACGUUCAAUCGUUAGAUACUCUCGAUAUUCUGAAUCUCGGAAAUGAUCGAAGGAUCGUUUAAUAAUGAUCGGUUCGUUUCUAUGCGAUAUACACGAUUCGAGAAUAAUUUGUGGGAAAAUUCAACGCCGCCGAUCGAACGUUCAAAUUUCGUUUGUCUUCUGCAGCUUUAAUCCGAGAUUCUCUUUCUGGACGAAUCGGGAAAGCUCACGAGUUCUAUCGGUUUCACGAAUCGAAUGAUGGUGAUCGUGCUCACGGUGAUCGCAACGAUAACUAUCAUUCGAUCGACAAGCGAGGGGAGGAUGAGGAGGAAUCAGCACGCACGUUCCUAUGAAACGAGUAAAAA
This is a messenger RNA of Apis florea (little honeybee), 4142 nucleotides long. RefSeq lists its product as uncharacterized. The record is from RefSeq and is a predicted model, not a curated record. Lineage: Eukaryota; Metazoa; Arthropoda; Insecta; Hymenoptera; Apidae. Gene Ontology annotation, cellular component: nucleus. Gene Ontology annotation, molecular function: RNA polymerase II cis-regulatory region sequence-specific DNA binding; DNA-binding transcription factor activity, RNA polymerase II-specific. Gene Ontology annotation, biological process: multicellular organism development; neuron differentiation; regulation of transcription by RNA polymerase II.